UUUUAGGUUAAUUUUAGGCUUGGAAUGAAUUACAUUUGAAUUAUCCUCUUCUUACUUCAGCAUUGUUUUGAGCUGUGGAAUUGUGCCUAAGCUGUGGAAGAAAAUGCCAUCUGAGGGUGUUUAAAGCUUCCAAAAGAAUGUGUUAGCAUAGCUUCAAGGCCUUACAGGAGCCAUGUUAUUUGGAAGACUUGGAGGUUGCCUCUGCCUUUUUCUGUAUAUGGCUUUGCUUCAUGAGAACCCAGGGGCUCUUCCCCAUGUAGUCACACAAGCAGAAAUAGAUGAGUCAAAGAAGCUACCUAACCCUUGCAGCAGAUGGGCCUCCUUUUGGUAAUUUAAGAAUAGGUGAUUCACUCUCUCUAGCACCCCUUUGAAUGUUUUGCAGGUAAGUAAAAUAGUACAAUCUAUUCCUUUGGAACAUUAGUGUAUAUUAGAGAUCUCAGCUAAUAUGUGCUAUUGUUAUGUAUUUAAUUUAAAACUGGUGGACGUAUUAAGAAUUUUCUAUGUUACUGUGAAAUUUUACACAAGAAAGAGAAGGGCUCAAACAAUGCAAAUUGUUCUUAAGGUGAAGGGGUUGCAAAAAAGCUAAAUUAUUUCUAUUUAGGAGUCUGCUGUUUAUAAUCAAUAUUGUAUUUAAUAUUUUGUUUAUUCUGUUAAAUAUUAAUCCAAGGUAAAAAGUAUGGUACCAGUCGGCACAACAAUCAUGAGUGCCCAUUUUUAAACCUACCAAGACUUCUUGCCCCUUAUUUAUUUACACACGCACGUACAUAUGUAUACUUUUUUUAAAACAGAUUUUAGGAAAGCAGUAUUGCUGCAGCUUCUGACAUUCCAGUCUUUCUCUUUCGUAGACUCCAUUUUAGAACAGACUUAAAGGAGGGGCAAGUAACCUUUUUUCAAGGAGUAGAAUUUUACUAUUUUAAAAAAACUUCUGUGCUGCUUUCAGCUGUUUUGAUUUUCCAUGGAUGUGCAGAAAUUAAAUGAUACUAAUAUGGUGGUUAAAGCUCAGCCUUUCCUUACUUAAUGAAUAGUGAUUACAGCAUGAUUGAUGAUAUAAUUAUUUGUUUAAAGUCCAUACAUUAAAACAGAACAGGAAUCAAUGGCAAGAAGCUGCUACAUUAUUGUCUCUACUACCAUCAUAAACCAAUAUAGCUAUAGAACUGUUUCUUCCUGUUUUUCAGUAUCUAAGUUUUAGAAAAUGAAACUUUAGACAAGUAUUGAAGAACCAAAAAUAAUUUAUUUUUGAAUGAGAUAGAGAUCAUGGAAUCAACUUAAAAGAUAGCAUUUUGCUGAGAUAGACCACAUACAAUUUCCUUUGUACAUUUUGUUACUUCUGAAUUCUACAUGUGCUUGUGUGUGUCUCAGUCCUGCUAUUGAUGAUUAUGCGAGCAGUAUUUUGUCUGGAAUCAUGCUAUGAUUCUUAAGAAUUGUAAUGUUUAGAUAUUCCAGCUAUUAUAUACUCUGAUAGAUAAAUCUGGAUUUCUUCUAGCAAAGAAAUUCCCAGCCAUCAUUACAUGAAUUUCUCUUCUGUAGAAUGAGAUUGGAAUUUUCCGAGAUGUUGACACUGACCUUUUUCAUAAAGUUCUUAUUUGGUAUUACAGCAUCUACCUUUAUUAAGACAAAUUAAUAUAGUAUUGACAAUCUUACUUGUUCAAGACAGUUUCUGUCUUAGAUUUUUUUUACCUUUUUAUUUAUUACCCGUUUCUAUGCAGCUUUUGCUUGUAAUCCAUUAACAUCAUUUUCCCUUUUGUUGAUGUGCAAUGUUGUCUCUCUUGGUUUUUUUGUAACUUUUAUUCUGAAUUACCUACCUCCCCAGCUUCAACUUCAAUACUAACCUACUUAUGGUUAUGAUAGUAUCAUAGAUGACUUUUACGUAAAUAGCACCACCAAUAUUUUUUACUGUCCUAACAUUGUCUGGAAGUAUCAGUUUUAUUUUUCCUUGUAUCUAUCAUCUAUCCUUCUAUCAUGUCUAUCACAUCUGUCCGUCUGUCUGUCUAUCAUCUAGCUGUCUAAUUUAGGAACUGCCCAUCUCCCUCACAGAAGAACAAUAUACUGGGCAGUGUACAAAUAAAAUAUUAAAAGCAUAACAGGUAUAUGAAACGUAAAAGAGGCAAGGAUUUAAAAGGCGGGGGGGAGGGCUUUCAGGGCACUAAGCAGCCCCAUAUCUGGAAGGCCACAGAACUGUGUUUUUAAUGCCUUUCCAGAAAGCCAGGAGGGUAGAGGCCUACUUCAUCUCUGGGGAGGGGGGAGUGUUCCACAGGGCAGGGUCAAUGGCAAGAAGACUCUCUGCAUUGACCUCACCAGUGGGAGUUCUUUGGCUGACAGGUUCUGCAAUAUGUCUUCCCUGCUUGACUAAGCGAGACAGGCUGAUAUAAUGGCAUGAAGAUGGUUCCGCACAUAAUCUGGUCCCAAAUAUCUUUGGAAGUUUUUUUCAUUGUCUUCCCUGGAUGCCACAAUGGAUGAGCAAUCUUUUCCUUCAUUGAUGGAAAAUAAUACAAUUUUCCAUGCUAGAAUAAUUGAAAAUGAAAAUUUGAUAUUCUCUGCUGUUAAUUGAAAGUCAUUUUCCAGUUUAUACAAACUAAGUCAUCUUUCCCAAUCAUCUCAAUGCUUCUAGUGUUAUUACAGAAGUCUAAACACAGCUGGGAAAAAUUCUUAUAUGUGCUUCUCAUUCUGAAGAGACUACAAAAUUAAUCCAGAAGAUUGUACAUUAAUAUUUCAAGAAAAAGGUCCUGAGUUUUGCUAUAAAUUUAAAACAUAUGACAUUACACGAUAAGAUAUGCAUAUGAUGGUUGCUAAACCAGAACAGUGGGUAAAACCUAUGGCUGUAGCUGGUGCAAAUCAGUAUACCUUUCAUAUAGAAGCUACCGACAAUGCAGGAGCCCUCAUCAAAGAUAUAAGAGAAAAUGGAAUGAAGGUUGGUUUGGCUAUCAAACCAGGAACCACAGUAGAUUUUUUAGCACCAUGGGCCAAUCAGAUAGAUAUGGCUUUAGUUAUGACAGUGGAACCUGGUUUUGGUGGACAAACGUUCAUGGAAGAUAUGAUGCCAAAGGUUCACUGGCUGAGAACCCAGUUUCCUUCUUUGGAUAUUGAAGUAGAUGGUGGUGUAGGGCCAGACACUAUACAUAAAUGCGCAGAGGCAGGUGCAAAUAUGAUUGUAUCUGGGAGUGCUAUAAUGAAGAGUGACGACCCUAGAGCUGUGAUUAACCUUCUGAGGAAUGUCUGUUGUGAAGCUGCUCAAAAGCGUUCUCUUGAUCGGUAA
This is a messenger RNA of Crotalus tigris (Tiger rattlesnake), 3253 nucleotides long. RefSeq names its product ribulose-5-phosphate-3-epimerase (gene RPE). Lineage: Eukaryota; Metazoa; Chordata; Lepidosauria; Squamata; Viperidae. Bases 2771 to 3253 code for a protein of 160 amino acids. The transcript has 5 exons. Gene Ontology annotation, molecular function: D-ribulose-phosphate 3-epimerase activity; metal ion binding. Gene Ontology annotation, biological process: carbohydrate metabolic process; pentose-phosphate shunt, non-oxidative branch; pentose-phosphate shunt. Gene Ontology annotation, cellular component: cytosol. The record is from RefSeq and is a predicted model, not a curated record.